GGACCGUGAUGUGCCGGGCCUGGACACAGUGAUCCCCCUUGAGUCAACAGCAGCCUACGACAUGCAUGACGUCAUCACUGGGAUCAUUGACGAUCAAGAGUUUUUCGAGAUUAUGCCAGCGUACGCCAGGAACAUCAUCACCGGGUUUGCCAGGAUGAACGGCCGCACCGUCGGUGUUGUCGGAAACCAGCCCAAAGUGGCCGCAGGUUGUUUGGACAUCAACGCGUCUGUGAAGGCGGCCCGCUUCGUGCGUUUCUGCGACGCGUUCAACAUCCCACUCAUCACCUUCGUUGAUGUGCCAGGAUUUCUGCCAGGCACAUCCCAGGAGUACGGAGGAAUCAUCCGCCACGGGGCCAAGCUGCUGUACGCCUUCGCUGAGGCCACCGUGCCCAAGAUCACCGUCAUCACCAGAAAGGCCUACGGAGGUGCGUAUGACGUGAUGAGCUCGAAGCAUCUGAAGGGAGACAUGAACUACGCAUGGCCGACCGCUGAGGUGGCUGUCAUGGGUGCAAAGGGUGCCGUGUCCAUCAUCUUCCGAGGCAGCGCUAAUCCCGCAUCGGAGGAGGCAGAGUACAUCGAGAAGUUCGCGAACCCGUUCCCCGCCGCCGACAGAGGCUACGUGGAUGACAUCAUCGAACCAAGAACGACCCGUAUGCGAAUCAUCCGCGACCUUGAGACUCUGGCCAGCAAGACCAGAGAGAACCCGUGGAAGAAACACGCCAACAUCCCGCUGUGAGCCCGCUGUGAGCCCGCUGUGAGCCCGCUGUGAGCCCGCCGGGACCCGCGAACGCCCGAGGAGGAAAUCCUUUAGGCUUUAGUGGUUGUGUGUGUGUGUGAGGCAGGGUUGUUGCUGCCCAUGUGGUGGUGGCAGUGUGAGUCUAUGUGGGGAUAUAAU
This is a messenger RNA of Aplysia californica (California sea hare), 895 nucleotides long. RefSeq names its product propionyl-CoA carboxylase beta chain, mitochondrial. The record is from RefSeq and is a predicted model, not a curated record. Gene Ontology annotation, cellular component: mitochondrion. Gene Ontology annotation, molecular function: propionyl-CoA carboxylase activity. NCBI's taxonomy places the organism in Eukaryota, Metazoa, Mollusca, Gastropoda, Aplysiida, Aplysiidae.